AUGGCUAAAUCCCGCCCCUGGGCAUCCCUGCCCGCCGAGAUCCUCAUGAUCCUAGAGGAGGUUUCACGGCAGAAAGACGUGGGGUGGGCUUCGUUGGCCUCGGUCUGCAAGGAGUGGCAAUUCGUAAUCGCGAGGGAAAACUUCCGUCAGCUCAAGUUACGACCGUCUUGCCUCAUGGCCUUUGAACGUUUGAUCGUUCUGCAGCGGCAGCUCAUCCGUUACAUCCAUCUUGAAAUCGAGCUGCCGAGAUACUCAUGCCGGCAAUGCACGACAAGCCCAUCAAUGCGUAGCAUGGAUCAAGAGAGCCUGUCCAUUAGCCACGGAAUCUGGAGCUUAUUACGGAUCCUCGGUACCUGGGAGCUAGCAAAUAACGGCCUCGCAAACGGUGUUACGUUGGAGCUCAGCGCCUAUUCUCCCAGCGAUACAGAACACUGGUUCAAGAACUACCAUUUUACCCCCGAUGCCGAUGGGAACAAUGGCGACAACUGCAAGCCGGACGAUCCGGUGCACGGCUGGAUCAACGGCCAACAAGUGGUCUCGCCUCCUGCGACAGCCAUCCCGAGGCUUUUCUCAAUGGUCCAUCUCGGAUUCCAAAGAGAUAUUCCUCAAGUUGUCCUUCCACCUUCCGUCGAACGCCUUCCCAACACCCUCAAGAAGGUUUCCGUCUUUGAAGAUUUUAGCGACACCCUUGCUACGAUACUAGUGGAAGACCAGAACCGGAACUUUACAUCCGUGCGAAUGCAGGUGGAGGCCGUCCGCAUCGCGGAUCCUCAAGUCGGCGCGGCCUUCGCCUCGAGAAGCCGCGACCUCGAACAGCUCUCGGUAUCGUACAUGGUGAACGCCGAGGACUUCUUUGGCGCUUGCCUGCCGUCUUGGACUUGGCUGCGCCUUGAGUCUCUCGCCCUCACGUCGCAGCUCCUUUACCACGGUUGGGAGCGUCGGAAGGCCAUUGAUGCCUUGUUCUACGUGGCUGGUAUGACGGCGCUGCGGAUGCCCAGGCUGCGCAAUCUGGCGAUCUGGAAUGGCCGGGAGGGGAACGCGUGUGCGUUCAUCUACUACACGGACCAGGACUACGCCCAUGUUACGUGGCGCGGUACGUGGGAGAUGGACCUCAGCCCUCGGGUGGUGGAGGUGUGGGAACGUGUGGCCUUGGAGAGUCGUUCAUGCCCGCUGCGGGUCACAAAGCAAGAGGUUCAGGGCGUCAUUGGAUCUCAUGGCGAUGCCAUCCAUCGUUUGGCCUUGCCGUGUCUAGUGGUUGACCCCAAAUCGUUGUGGCAAAUCCGGCGGGAAGGAAGAUAA
Chaetomium fimeti is the source of this 1299-nucleotide messenger RNA. RefSeq lists its product as uncharacterized. Bases 1 to 1299 code for a protein of 432 amino acids. Lineage: Eukaryota; Fungi; Ascomycota; Sordariomycetes; Sordariales; Chaetomiaceae. The record is from RefSeq and is a predicted model, not a curated record. The transcript has 2 exons.